UUGUAAUCCGCUGCGUCUCACUGUCAUGCGCAGCGGUGGCACUGCCAUGUUGGAUCGAAAGCUCGGUGCACAGGAGUUCAGAUGAAAGUUUAGAGGCUCAAGACGACACUGGAUAACCAGACGAGGAUCGCUUCUUAUUUGUGAGACGCAGGACUUCUCUCUCAACCCAUUCCCGGCCGAAACACACACAGGUCUGGAUAUGAAAGGCUCCGGAUACAAGCUGCGGUGAUCAAAGAUCAAUGAACGCAUAUUUUCUGUUUAACACUUCCUGAUCACAAGUUCACACCAUCGGAUUGUCAAAAUGAGUGGUCCGCCUUCAACCAGGAGGCCUGCGAGUAACAUCGGCUCCAUUCUUCUCACACACCAAGAAAACGAAGUGCUCUUCAACCAUCUGGGCAGGAAAUGCACCAGUUUGUGUUCAGCGGUGGUGCAAGUCUAUGUCGCCGACAGAAACUCGUCCUGGGUGAAGAAGUGCUGUGGUGUGGCAUGUCUGGUGAAAGACAGCCCUAUGAGAUCUUACUUUAUCAGGGUGUUUGAUAUGAAAGAGGGAAAAAUCUUGUUUGAUCAAGAACUCUACAACUCCUUUUCAAUAAACAGCUCCAGGCCUUACUUUAUCACGUUUGCUGGAGACGCGUCCCAGAUCGGGCUUAAUUUUGCCAGCGAGGAGGAAGCCAAGCGCUUCAGGUCUGCAGCAAAUGAUCUUCUGAUUAGAAAGAGGAAAACCGAAAAAAGACGUGACCCACCUAAUGGACCUUCAGGACUUUUAGGACCAACACUUCCAAUGGCAACGGUGGACAUAAAGAACCCCGAGAUCAACAACCAGCGUUAUCAAAAUAACACUCAAAUGAACAACAUCAACCUCCACAGCAACUUCAACAGGAAAGACAAAGCCAAAGGCAAAAACAACAACAAGAAGAAGAAAAUAUCCAAAGCUGAAAUUGGCACCCCAAGCAAUUUUCGGCAUGUUGGGCAUGUAGGAUGGGAUCCCAACACGGGUUUUGAUUUGAAUAACCUGGACCCAGACCUAAAGAACCUGUUUGACAUGUGUGGCAUUUCUGAGGACCAGCUCAAAGACAAAGAGACGUCCAAGGUCAUCUACGACUUCAUUGAGAAGAAAGGAGGAGUAGAGGCUGUGAAAAGUGAACUUCGACGACAAGCACCUCCACCUCCACCAUCCAGAGGAGGACUUCCACCUCCUCCACCCCCCCAUAACUCUGGCCCUCCUCCCCCCCCUCCUCCCUCCAGAGGUCGGGGAGCUCCACCUCCACCCCCACCAUCCAGAGCACCCACCUCAGCUCCCCCCCCUCCUCCACCCUUCCGGCCUGGCAUUGGUGCACCACCUCCCCCCCCCAGCAGAGGUCACGGGUCAGCUCCUCCACCACCUCCACCUCCCCAACCCGCCUCCCUGUCUCCACCGGCCCCUCCACCCCCUCCUCCAUCAUCUUCAGGUGGAGCUCCACCUCCUCCUCCCCCUCCUCCUCCGGGCCCGCCUCCUCCCGCGCCUCCUCCACUAACGGAGGUUAAUUCAGGGGAUCUGCCUGAGGGAAAAUCUGCACUCCUGGACCAGAUUCGAGGAGGAGCGCAGCUGAAGAAGGUUGAGCCGAACAGCAAGCCGGCCGUGUCCACUGGAGGCCGUGGCGCUCUCUUAGACCAAAUACGACUCGGCAUUCAGCUUAAAAAUGUACCGGACUCUGCCGACUCGGCUCCGGCCUCUCCGGCCUCGUCCGCUGGGAUCGUGGGCGCUCUGAUGGAGGUCAUGCAGAAGAGGAGCAAAGCAAUCCACUCUUCAGAUGAAGAUGAGGAUGAUGAUGACGAAGAAGAUUUUGAAGAUGAUGAUGAGUGGGAUGACUGAUGACCAGGGCUGCCCAAAACAAUCAAGACACUACAUUGCUCUUGUCUUAUGUAGUGUCUUUAUAAAUCUUAUCAAAUUGUAAUGUAAAUGGAUGACCAAUUUGCUGUACAUUUAUUUUUUUUUUGUUGCCUUUUUUUUUCUUUUCUUUUUUUUUCUUUUAUUAAUUAAUCUGUGCAAUACCUCAUUUAAUCUGUAAAGGUUUGUCAUGUAUCUCCUGUAAAGUUUUCCCCUCCUGGAUUAACGUGCAAUUUUACAUCAAGUUUCUUGAUUUGUAAAGUUGAUUAUUUUGGGUUUUUUCUUCUUUAUUCAUUGAAAGGGAGGUCGACUCUAAGGAACAAGAUGAGCGAGACUUUAAUGUUGAUAUUGUGAAGCAAGAACACUAUUUUCAUACUUCUCUCUUAUGUACCUUACCUUUUCUUAUUCAGAACGUAGUUUAGCACUAUUAUUUUCUUAACAAAAAAAAAAAAAAGAAGCAUAUUUAGCCCUGUUGCUUAUUUGUAAAUUUG
This is a messenger RNA of Rhinichthys klamathensis goyatoka, 2358 nucleotides long. RefSeq names its product WASP like actin nucleation promoting factor b (gene waslb). Gene Ontology annotation, molecular function: microtubule binding; actin binding. Bases 302 to 1852 code for a protein of 516 amino acids. Gene Ontology annotation, cellular component: cytoplasm; endoplasmic reticulum membrane; nucleus. The record is from RefSeq and is a predicted model, not a curated record. The transcript is spliced from 11 exons. NCBI's taxonomy places the organism in Eukaryota, Metazoa, Chordata, Actinopteri, Cypriniformes, Leuciscidae. Gene Ontology annotation, biological process: actin filament organization.